GCGCGCCCACUACAUCCCACAAACGACUGCGCAUAUCGCAGAUUACACGCUCUCGAAAAGCAGCCAGCCCAUACUCACGCGGGAGCCAUUGACACGAAUGGCAUCACGAUUCCUUAUUCCGGCAGGCCGGACAGCUGCCCGCAGCAUUCAGCGCGUGCCGGUCCGCGGCUUCCAGACAAGCAAUGCGCUGAGGCAGGAGGUGGUCGCGCCUGCCCCGGUCAAGAAGCCCGUCGGCGCCUUCCGUGGAGGACUGUUUGGAUUCCUUCUCGGAGCGACCACCGCCGGCGCCGGCAUGUACUACUAUGUCAUCGACGAAUACCGAGUUGCGAACGAGCUAUUGACCGAGGACAUCUACGCUCUGCAGUCGGCUGUGCAGCGGAUAGAGAGCUACGUGAAGACGCUCGAGGAGAAGGUCGACGCGCGGAAGAAAUAAGCUGUUAAGCGAUGAUACCAUUUGCAUGCAUGCCAGUACAGUUGCGAAAAGUCGGAACGGCGGAUGUGCUCGAUGUUUGGGGGAACACUUGCUACAAUGUGGAUAUCGGAUGCACCGAGAUUGCAAUAGGUGCCAGAUUCUCAGCUCAUUCUUGCGGGGAGACCAGGCUAGGCUAACUUAUACCAAUUGAUUCUUUUGAC
Paraphaeosphaeria sporulosa is the source of this 633-nucleotide messenger RNA. RefSeq lists its product as uncharacterized. The coding region runs from base 98 to 433 and encodes 111 amino acids. NCBI's taxonomy places the organism in Eukaryota, Fungi, Ascomycota, Dothideomycetes, Pleosporales, Didymosphaeriaceae. The record is from RefSeq and is a predicted model, not a curated record. The transcript is spliced from 3 exons.